UUUUCCUCCAUCGCUACCCGCCCAAACCCCGGGGUGAGGUUCGGGGCGAGGAGGCUCGCGGCGGCGCGGACACGCCCGCCGGCCCCUGCGGAAGGGACGCUCUCUGGUCGCAUCGGCACCUGUGACUGGGCGGCCCCUCCCUCUGUCCUUCUGGGCCUCGAGAAAGGGGCGGAGCUCGGCUCGUCGCUGGGCACUCAGCGGGUCCCGGGCGCGAGCUGUUUUUGGAAGCUGCAGCGCUGAAUAGAUUCUCCAUCCGCUUAUGCCUCAGAGUUCUGUUAUGAGUUGCUAAAAUCAUGGUGAAAUGUUGCUCGGCCAUUGGAUGUGCUUCUCGCUGUUUGCCAAAUUCCAAGUUAAAAGGACUGACAUUUCACGUAUUUCCCACAGAUGAAAAUGUCAAAAGAAAAUGGGUAUUAGCAAUGAAAAGACUUGAUGUGAAUGCUGCAGGCAUUUGGGAGCCUAAAAAAGGAGAUGUACUGUGUUCAAGGCACUUUAAAAAGACAGAUUUUGACAGAAGUGCUCCAAAUAUUAAACUCAAACCUGGAGUCAUACCUUCUAUCUUUGAUUCCCCAUCUCACUUACAGGGGAAAAGAGAAAAGCUUCAUUAUAGAAAAAACUUCACCCUCAAAACACUUCCAGUCAGAAACUACAAUCCCCAGCUUGUUGGUGCUUCCUCAUGUUUUGAAGAAUUCCAAUCCCAGUUCAUUUUUGAACAUAGCUACAGUGUAAUGGACAGUCCAAAGAAACUUAAGCAUAAAUUAGAUCAUGUGAUCAGCGAGCUAGAGGAUACCAAGGAAAGUCUGCGGAAUGUUUUAGACCGAGAAAAGCGAUUCCAUAAGUCAUUGAGGAAGAAAAUCAGGGAAUUAAAGGAUGAAUGUCUCAUCAGCCAAGAAACAGCAAAUAGACUGGAAGCUUUCUGUUGGGAGUGUUGUCAGGAGAGUAUAGAACCAGACUGUAGUUCAUGAAAUAAUUUCAUGUUCUGUUUUACCUGAAAUUGACAUUGGUACAGCUUUUUAGAAAAUAAUUCUCAUUUAACAUCACUAAAUAAUAUCUGUCGUUUAGACUGUUUCUUUGGAUCCUCUGGAGCAGUACGCAUUAUGGUCAUUAUCCAGACUUUUUCAAAGAACUGCGGAAAUUUGUGGUAGUUAUCAUGUUUUCGUGUAACUUGUGACAAUUAUGUUUCCAUAGACUUAAACUAGUGGCAGGUCAGUAUUAUAAGAUAUUAAAUGGGCACAAAAAUUCCACAGGACUAAGAACAUAUUAUCAAAUCAGUCACAUUGCUAUAAUAGUAGGAACUAGAUACUCCUUCAGCAGCAUCAGAUUUUCAAAGGAGUACCUUUACUCAUAUAUGCUUUAUGGUAAGUACAUUGAAUUUUACCUUAAAUGUAUUUUACUAUAAAGUAGAAUUUAUUUAUACAAAUGUUCAUCUUGGAUCCGAUCCAAGGUGCUUUAUUUAUCACACUAAAGGGUCUCUUUACAAGACAUCCGAGUACUGACCCUGAGAAUAGCAUGUGGUAAAGAUCUCUUGCCUUUUAAAGGUUUUCAGAGCCAAUUUAAGAAGACCUACCCUUCACGAUGUCUGUUUUUCAGUACAAUACAUCAUUCCUCCUUACUAGAAGUGCUAUGAUAUAAAACCAGAAUGGUGUUAAAAACAAAAAAGCAUCAUAAAUCUGAUUUUUAAAUGGUUGAUUACUGUCACAGUUCUCUUGAACAUUGUUUCAUGACUAUUAUUUCAUCAUGAAGGUAUAUCUUUAAAAUCUGAAUGCUAUUACUAGCUGAAUACUUUUAUUAUUGUUUUGUAUUUUACAGAAGGUUAUUGCUGGCAUUUAAAACAUACAAAAUAUAGAAGAAAACAUUGAAGAUUAGUGUUUGUGGCACUUCCAAAUGCAAUAGGAAUUAGACGAAGGGUUAUAAUAUUUCCUUUUAAUUAGGAGAGUAGAUUACUGUCCAAGGGCUUUUAUUUAGAGAAAUAGUUAAGUAAAACAGCAGCUUUAAACUAGUUUCUUACUGAAUAUUUAAAAGAAUAACUCUUAGUUAUUUUCUGAUUGGUCCAAAUGUUGGAAAUAGGCUUUUCUUCUGAUUUCUCACUGAAAACAAUUGAAAUAAAGGGUCAUAAAUAUAUGGAUUAAAAAGAAAAUUAUUAGCCAAAGCCACAUUCUACUUUGAAACAUAUGUACAUAGACGAACUUCAUUAAGAAGUCCAUGCUAUAGUAGUUAGAAUUUGAGUAUUGGUUGAUUCAAUGUGUAUUAAAUCUAGAAGUUAAUUGCAUUCCAUGCUAAUUUGUUCAUUGUAGUUUUAUUUGUGAUGUAUUGAUAUCAGUAAGGCUUUAGUCACUUGAAGUUUUUGUAUUUAAGAAUUUUCUAAAUUUUAAUGCGUGUAAUAUUUUUAUGUACGAUUCCAAACCUUCCCUCUAAAUGAAAUUUUUCCCACAUUUAAGAGACCAGCAUUAUGCUAAGAGGAAAUCACUUAGGUCAUAUCUAUUUAAUAACUUAAAAAAAAAGCUCUCCAUAGCUAUCCAUUAUUUCUUUUAGUUAUCAUUUAGUUUGGGAUUUAUAUUGGACACCCUAAUGGGAAGUUUGGGUAUGAUCUUAGUUUUUAUGGUACUAUAAUAUAGAUGGAGACUUUUCCCUCACCGUAUUUGUGAGUAUAUAAUUAAUGUAAUUCAGUUCAUGGAGAAAAGUAAGAGGAUGGAUACAAACAGAAUGUAUCCAAAGUCUACCUCUCUACUAUCUGGUUUCCAAGAGGAUAAUCACAGUUUCUGCCACUAUCACAAUUGCUAGAGUCAGUUUUGCUACUUGUGUUCACAGUGAACUUGGCCGUUGCUUCUUUCUCAUUGGACCUGGUAAUACUGAAAGAUAGGUAAUUGUGGGAAAAAUAUUGGCAUCAUCAAGGAGAAAUGAUUACCAAUAGAAAUGUAACCAAAAAUAGGCCCCUCCCUGCCUGCCUCCCCAAACAAAUGCCUGAACACAGUAUAUUCUUCAGUCCUCGGUUCCCAGGGAUUCCAGCAUCGUCUGGGGUAGAACCCAUCCCACCAUCCAGAGGCUCCACAGGCAGCCAAGACUGACCUGAGGAUUUCACUUUGCUUUAAACAUUAGAGUGGCUUCUGGAUCCUGGAACAAGCUAAUAUACCAGUUCAACCUCAGAACCAAACCAGCCAAAGAGGGUACAAAAGACUUGACAUGGCAUUUUUCUCUAUAUCAAGUUUAAAUCUGAAAAUAGACUUGGUUUCUAAAGAUAGUCACAAUUAUACCACAGUCUUUAAUUUGAAAAAAGGAUGAACUGCAUUAAGUAUAUUUAGUUUUAACAAAAAAUUAAAAUUAUUAUGGAAAUAAUUGAGGGGUGAAGAAUAAAUUAUAUAUUUGCAAAAAUAAAAGAUUUUCUUCAGUAAAGUAUUCUACAUGGUUUUUA
Molecule: messenger RNA, 3406 nt
Organism: Choloepus didactylus (southern two-toed sloth)
Lineage: Eukaryota; Metazoa; Chordata; Mammalia; Pilosa; Megalonychidae
Gene: THAP6
Product: THAP domain containing 6
Exons: 5
Coding region: 294-962 (222 amino acids)
Source: RefSeq, a predicted model, not a curated record